UUGUCUUUGAAACCAAGUUUAUGACUUUGCAACAGCAUCAAGACAAAGAAACGUCACACGUUGUCCUUCGGAUCUACAGCUCCUUUACUCCACUCUUCGUUUCACUUCAGAAUUGCCUCAUUUAUAAGCAGUUUGCAGCUCGACUGACGUCAAUGGAGCGGUGUGUGAUGUAUAUAACCAUUGAGCUCCAGGAGAUCCACUCCACUCCAGCCUUUCUGCAAACUCUCUUCCUUACAAGUACUUUUAAAGCAACAGAAGACGACAGAGAAGCGCGCUGCUGUGUCCAGCAUGAAGCCCGUCCCUUUGGUCCUGCUCAUUACUUCAGUUUUACUGACCACACACGUCCCGCUGAGCACCUGUCGACCCCGCGAUCUGAGCCUAAUAAACAACCAGCUAGACGAUGUGCUCUUAAACGGGGCUGGAGACGACGCCAUGUACUACUUCCUUCUCUACUUGCAAAGAAAUCUCGGAGCGCAGAAGGCAGCCGGUGUCCUGCAUCUCCCGCGCUUCCCCACGUCACAGCUGCGCUCUCCUCACAGGGACAACAGCUUAGAGGAGCUCACGGAGUUUACCAAACGGAACGACAAUCCUCCGAUCUCCAUCGACCUCACCUUCCAUCUGCUGAGAAACAUGAUCGAAAUGGCGCGGAACGAGAAUCAAAGGGAACAGGCGGAACUAAACCGUAAAUAUCUAGAUGAGGCUGGGAAGUAGAUGUAGCUCAAUGAUGAUGCUUUCAAUCGGCGAGUAAAGAACAAGCUCAAUGCACUUUUUCACAGCCCCAAACUCUCGCUAAACAUAUGACUUUUACCACUGCUUCCUGCUCGAGCCACACUCUUAGAAAUAAAGGUUCUUCAGUGGUUCCUUGCCGCUGCAAAUAACCUCCUUCUCGUUCUUGAGUUAGCUGAGGUUCCUUGAAUAUGAAAAAUAUAGGUUCUUCAGAUGAUGCUAUUGGAUUUUGAGUUCCUACAGGAAAAAAAAAAGAAAAAAGUUCUUCAAAAAGGUCACUUGUGACACCAAGGUUAUGUGUAACCUUUAUUUUUAAGAGUGGCAUCUAUAUGUUCACAUGAAGAGUUUUUGGUGACCUGCUGCUGUCUCCAUCACUCCUGGACCAUUUCAAAACCAGGAACCAAGAGCCACAACAGACCUACCAGGACCUCAAAACACUGCCCACAGCAAAUGAUCUGUCAGGCUGGUUCACUUAACCAAAUCAAGAAACCAAUCAAACUA
Molecule: messenger RNA, 1227 nt
Organism: Carassius auratus (goldfish)
Lineage: Eukaryota; Metazoa; Chordata; Actinopteri; Cypriniformes; Cyprinidae
Product: UI-like
Exons: 2
Coding region: 289-711 (140 amino acids)
Cellular component (GO): extracellular region
Molecular function (GO): hormone activity
Source: RefSeq, a predicted model, not a curated record